AUGGACUUUCUGCCGCUGAAGUUCGAAAAAUUCGUAAGUUUUUUCACAACUAUUCACAACAGGUUUGGUUUCAUAAUGGUGAGAUAUCGGGAGCGAAAAACUAAUCGAGGUAAAACACCUGUUAAAGUGAUGAGAACAGCAGUUGAUGAAGUUCUGAAAAAGAACAGAGCUAUCAAUGCUGUUGCACGUGAAACUGGAAUUGACCGAAUGACAUUGAAGCGAUAUGUUCGGAAGAGUAGUCUCAGUCCAAGUGUAGGUUUGAUACCGAAUUGGAAUACAAGGCAGGUAUUCAAUUUAGAACAAGAAGAGAUGCUUGCAAAGUAUUUGCUGCAAGCAUCUAAGAUGAACUAUGGACUAUCCACCAAAACAACUCGCCAGUUCGCAUAUGAUAUGGCCGUUGCGAAUAAUAUAACAUGCCCAUCUUCAUGGUCAAUGAAAAAAACUGCUGGUAUUGAUUGGCUCCAGGGUUUUAUGAAAAGAAGACCCGAGUUGUCACUACGUGCACCUGAAGCGACUAGUCUGGCAAGAGCAAUUGCAUUCAAUAAAUAUAAUGUCAGUGAAUUCUUCAAAAAUCUUCACAAGGUUCGUGCAAGGCAUAACUUUGGUCCGGAGAACAUAUACAAUGUAGAUGAAACUGGACUCACAACUGUGCAAAAGCCUGUUAAAGUUAUAGGCCCAAGUCUGGACUACGACUGUUCUGCAUUAAAAAAUAAUGACUAUGUUGUAGUAAAAUUUAAAACUAAAAAGAAAGUUAUUCAUUACAUUGACAAAUAA
This is a messenger RNA of Helobdella robusta, 774 nucleotides long. RefSeq lists its product as hypothetical. Lineage: Eukaryota; Metazoa; Annelida; Clitellata; Rhynchobdellida; Glossiphoniidae. The coding region runs from base 1 to 774 and encodes 257 amino acids. The transcript has 2 exons. The record is from RefSeq and is a predicted model, not a curated record.